This is a messenger RNA of Babesia microti strain RI, 396 nucleotides long. RefSeq names its product conserved Plasmodium protein, unknown function. The coding region runs from base 1 to 396 and encodes 131 amino acids. The record is from RefSeq and is a predicted model, not a curated record. Lineage: Eukaryota; Apicomplexa; Aconoidasida; Piroplasmida; Babesiidae. The transcript is spliced from 2 exons.
AUGGCUUUUGCCGUACGUAUAAAUAUGUCUUUACACAAACUCAUUCGCUCUAACCGUAGACAAUUUAGCUCAUAUAUUGGAAAGGAAGUUAGAAGUGAAGAUUUGAUCAAAAAAGAUGAUUCUUGGGUAAUCGAGGAGACAAAUUUUUGUUUAGGGAAAGUUGCGAAAAUUAGAUUCAGAGAUACGGACGAUUUAGCUCGCAGAACCCUACACUUGAUGGACACUCAAUUGAGUAAAAUGCACACAAGAUUGCGUGACGGUACUUGUAUUCCUUACAUGUCACUAUCUCUCCAUCAAGUAGUUGAUCAUCCCUGUCCAAUGCAUAUUUUCAUCGAACAACCACUACUCAAAUGGACUUGGGAUGAAUGCUAUGACGAGGCCUAUGAUGAUGUAUAG